AUGCCAACGAGGAGCCCAUUGACGCUACUUUUGGAUGCCGUUUUGCUGGGAGAUGCUGACAGAGUAGAGGUUGCAUUGAGUCGAAUUAGGCCGCUGGUAAACCUAGAAAGUCUUUGUGGAAAUCCUCUUCAAUCGAUCAGCGCCCUCGAAGAGAUCGUCCAGGCUCUUAUGAUGCAUCAUCCACAAUUGGCCAAAGUUUCAACGUCUCGGGACAAUUCGCUACCUCUUCACUAUGCUGUGAGGAUGAAUAGCAUCAAAAUUGUCAGUCGGCUGCUCCAACGAUACCGGGAAGGAAUUUUCAUGCAAAACGCACAGGGAAAGACGCCGCUGCAUUUUGCGGCACGGGUCGGAAAGCUAGACAUGGUGAGGCAAAUAUUGCAAAUUGCCCCCGAGACAGCCGCCAUACGGUCCGAAAACGGAAAAUUACCCUUGCAUUUUGCCUGUCGGGAAGGGCAUUUGGAAAUCGCAAAAGAGCUCUUGCAGGUUCAUCCCCAAGGAGCUAGCUGGCAAACCGACAAGUGCAAGGUGGCCCUCCAUUUUGCGGCUCGAUGGGGUCAUAUAGAAAUAGCCAAGGAACUCUUGCGUGUUUAUCCACAAGGUGUUUCGAUUUUGGAUUACGAAGGCAGUCUGCCGUUACACGAUGCCACCCGGCAAGGUCAAACGAGAAUGGCCAAGUAUCUAGCUCCUUUGUACUUGAAAGGACUCGAACUUGAGAAUGUUCGAGGAGAAACCCCGCUGUUCACAGCCGUAAGAAGUGGAAACUAUGAAUUGUCUUCCUUUCUCCUACGAGCAUGGCCGGAAGGGGGGAAACAUGUUUUGCAAAGUGCCUGUUUUGAUGAUCGAGUAGGCACCUGGGAGCCAGGACUACUCAACAUGUGUUUGUUUGGAGCAUCCAUGGAAAAAGGAGGAGGAGCAAAUACUACUGUCGACAUCAAGUGCCACGGCAUUGCAAAUUCUACUACUACUAGUAGUACUAGUAGUAGUACUAGUAGCAUAAGUAGUGGUAGUGGUAGCAGCAGAACGUUCACCUCGUCCCGGGUUUUGGCUCCAAUGCCGCACGACAAGGUUACUAACAAGCGGUCUGCUCCCAUUAGCAGCAAUCAUGGUAUUGCGGCGAAACGACGUUAUUUGGAAAAGAACGAAAAUAAUUACCGUGGUAGUGAUGAUCACCAACAGCUUUCAUCUACUUCGUCCACCAACAACGAACAACAGCAACAACAACAACCGCCACAAAUCUCGGCCUUUUUACCGUUGCACGCCGCAUUGGAAUGCGGAGCGUCUCCCGCAGUCUUGAAUUACAUUCUACAAAAGGGAACCAAUCAAUUGAUGGAACGAAAUAGGAUGGGAAUGUUGCCCCUGCAUUUGGCGGCUGCUUACUUCAAGGAAGAAAGUCUACCAAUCAUUCUCAAUGUCCUUUGGAAACAUUACGAACAGGCAUCCAGUGUUCGUGAUAAUUUGGGGCGAUUGCCACUGCAUUUGGCACUCCAAGCGAGGGCCGAUUGUCGAUUGGUCGAAUGUUUGUUGCAUUCUGCAACGGCAAGUACUAGUGGUAGUAGCACUGGUAAUGCCAAAGAAGAUCACGAUGCUCCAGAUACUACAACGAUGAGUACUACCAACAACGACAACAACAACAACAACAAUAACUCUUCCAGCACCAACUCGGCGAUGGUGGACGAGUACCCAUUGUUCAUGGCUACCGAAUAUGGAUGUGACUUGAGCACUAUAUUUCUAUUACUCCGAGAAGAUCCCACUGUGUUGAAAAAUGCUUCCCCCAUAUGA
Messenger RNA from Cylindrotheca closterium, 1779 nucleotides. Lineage: Eukaryota; Bacillariophyta; Bacillariophyceae; Bacillariales; Bacillariaceae. The record is from the annotation of a GenBank genome assembly.